CUUGUGAUGUAAGUCUCGCGAGAAGUUGCGGAGGAAGCGCGAGGGUUUGUGUAACACAUGCAGGAAAUGUGGCGUCCUUUGACGCACUGACACAGCUCCGUCCAUGGCGGGACGAUUGAAGAAACAGCUCAAAGAGGCCGUGAAGGUCAUCGGCUCAGGCAGCCUUUUGUUUGCCUCCUACCUCACCCUGGUUGGAGAUGAGCGCUUCUAUGCCAACCAGCUGAUGCCUCUGCUCCAGAGGUUCGUGGGCCCAGAAACAGCACAUGUGUUGUCGGUGAAGAUGAUCGGACUGGGCCUGGUUCCUCUGAACCGCUACCAGGACCCUGCAUCCCUGGAAGUGAAUGUGCUUGGACUGAAGUUCAAAAACCCUGUUGGGAUCGCAGCAGGCUUUGAUAAAAACGGAGAGGCUGUUGACGGCUUGUACAAACUGGGUUUUGGUUUUGUUGAAGUGGGGACGAUCACUCCGAAGCCUCAGGAGGGGAAUCCCAAACCCCGCGUGUUUCGGCUCACUGCGGAUCAGGCAGUAAUUAACAGGUAUGGAUUUAACAGCUGCGGUUUGGCAGAAGUCCACACAAGGCUGAAGGCUCGGGCAGAAACGCAGCAGGAGCACAGCAACACCGGCCUUCCCCUGGGCAUCAACCUGGGGAAGAACAAGCUUUCCCCAGAUGCAGCUGCAGAUUACUCGGAGGGGGUGAGAGCUCUGGGCCCGCUUGCUGACUACCUGGUGGUCAACGUCAGCAGCCCUAACACACCAGGUCUGCGAGAUCUCCAGGGGAAGGCUGAACUCCGCCAGCUUUUAUGCACGGUGUUAAAGGAGCGGGAUGCUCUGCAGGAGGAACACAAACCUCCGGUCCUGGUAAAGAUCGCUCCUGACCUCUCUGCCCAGGACAAGCAGGACAUCGCCGAUGUUGUUUCUGAGCUUGGAGUGGAUGGUUUGAUGGUGUCUAACACCACUGUGUCCAGGCCGGAGGCGCUUCAAGACCCGCACAAGUCUGAGACUGGUGGGCUGAGCGGCCAGCCCCUCAAAGACCUGUCCACUAAGACCGUCAGAGAAAUGUACAACCUAACCAAAGGUAAAGUGCCGAUCGUUGGGAUUGGCGGCGUGGCCAGCGGACAGGAUGCGAUGGAUAAGAUCCGGGCUGGCGCCUCGCUGGUCCAGCUCUAUACGGCUCUGACCUAUCAGGGUCCGCCCGUGGUGACGAAGAUAAAGCGAGAGCUGGAACAACUUCUAAAAGAUCAAGGUUUCAGCUGUGUCUCUGAGGCUGUUGGAGCCGAUCACAGGCAAGCAGAGGGAAAAUCUUAGCGCUCUCUCGCCUCCCAGGGCUCUGCAGCACGUGUGGUAGCCAUGUCCUCAGCAUAAACCAACGCAAUCAUCAGUCUUCUGUAAUAAAUUCAAUUUCAUCGUUAUUGUUCAUAAGUCUGUUUGGAGUCCCUGGAAAAUAAAAGAUAUGUUUUCGUAUUGAG
Molecule: messenger RNA, 1464 nt
Organism: Fundulus heteroclitus (mummichog)
Lineage: Eukaryota; Metazoa; Chordata; Actinopteri; Cyprinodontiformes; Fundulidae
Gene: dhodh
Product: dihydroorotate dehydrogenase
Exons: 9
Coding region: 104-1303 (399 amino acids)
Biological process (GO): 'de novo' pyrimidine nucleobase biosynthetic process; pyrimidine ribonucleotide biosynthetic process
Cellular component (GO): cytoplasm; mitochondrial inner membrane
Molecular function (GO): dihydroorotate dehydrogenase activity
Source: RefSeq, a predicted model, not a curated record